This is a messenger RNA of Tachysurus vachellii, 2292 nucleotides long. It is a transcript of the gene rab5c, whose product is annotated as RAB5C, member RAS oncogene family. NCBI's taxonomy places the organism in Eukaryota, Metazoa, Chordata, Actinopteri, Siluriformes, Bagridae. The transcript is spliced from 6 exons. The coding region runs from base 316 to 984 and encodes 222 amino acids. The record is from RefSeq and is a predicted model, not a curated record. Gene Ontology annotation, molecular function: GTP binding; GTPase activity.
UCACUCAGUCCUUUCAUCCGGAAGUAGGCGGUUCCGGAAGUCCGUUCCCACAGACGGAAGUGAAGGCCGUGGCCCGUCGGCUGGACUGGAGACGUCUUGGGGCAGCGAGAAGGGAAAUUCCACUCAAGCUCCAUUUUGAGAAACGUUUAUCAAGGUUUCCUCCACCUGCGACUGCUGUCCUUCCCUCCACACAUCCACCCGUCUUCUAGUCGGAGUCGAUCCUGGUGUCCUUCGCUCCUUUCUUCCCUUGUCCUCUGUGUCCUUGCUGAGCUCCAGUCCCGGCGUUAGCCCAGCCUGCUCUCCUCUAGUGCUGGCAUGGCGGGCCGAGGAGGAGCGACGCGGACCAACGGCACUACCGCUGCCGCCGCCAACAAGAUCUGCCAGUUCAAACUGGUGCUGCUGGGAGAGUCGGCCGUGGGCAAGUCCAGCCUGGUACUGCGCUUCGUCAAGGGCCAGUUUCACGAGUAUCAGGAGAGCACCAUCGGAGCCGCAUUCCUCACACAGACAGUCUGCUUAGAUGAUACAACAGUAAAGUUUGAGAUUUGGGACACAGCCGGACAAGAGAGAUACCACAGUCUGGCCCCAAUGUACUACAGAGGAGCCCAGGCUGCCAUUGUAGUCUACGACAUCACUAACACAGACACUUUCACCCGAGCAAAGAACUGGGUAAAGGAGCUCCAGAGACAGGCCAGCCCUAACAUCGUCAUCGCUUUGGCUGGGAACAAAGCCGACCUUGCUAACAAGAGAGCUGUGGAUUUCCAGGAAGCGCAGGCGUACGCAGACGACAACAGCCUGCUGUUCAUGGAGACAUCCGCUAAGACCGCCAUGAAUGUCAACGAGAUCUUCAUGGCCAUCGCUAAGAAGCUUCCGAAGAACGAGCCACAGGGCGGAGCAGGACCCGGAGGACGGGCUCGGGGCGGAGUCGACCUGCAGGAGGCGGCACCUCAGGGCAGAUCCGGCCAGUGCUGCGGAGGAGGCAACUAAACCGUCCGUCCUGUCGUGUGGAGACCGUGGCCGAGGAUCAACACAGACACAUCAUCAACCAACUCACAGUCUGACAGUUAUGUCAAUUCACAGCCCGAGCGGAAAAUCUAGUCAGUUAGACUGUGACGUCCAUCAGAUUCUCCUUUCUGAACUGACCAAAGGGGCCAUUCACAGCCACUUGUAAAUAUUCUGACCAAUUAUCCCUCCUUCUCGUAGGCAGAGCCACAACCUACACUUUAACAGCUGUGUUUAAGAAUCAGCCACCUGUCAAAAAGAAAGAAAAAAAAAAAAAAGAAUUUGGGGAAUAAGGAGGGAAACCGAUCAAUUUUGCCGCACUUAUCCGGAGAUGUGAGGUUCUUGUACUAGUCUCUAUUCAAACAAAAAAAUCAACACUGCAGCUGAAGGGAAAACAGGCUUCCUUCUACUUUAUAUAACCUCUCUCUCUCUCCCUCUCUCUCCCUCUCCCUCCUCACAGUGCACUCUGACCUUUUUUUUUCCUCUCUCUCCAUCUCUGGGCACAACACCUAACAAGUAUUGAAUUCUUCUCUCCUUCCCGAUUUGUCUAAUUUCCACCGAGACGAGAUGGACAGAUGGGAGCGAGAGACUGUUUUCCCUUCAUGCGCAUUUCUGUAGAUUCUGUAUUAUUCUUGGUUAUUGCUAUUAUUAAUGUAAUUCUUAUGAACACCACUAUUCCCAGACUAAUGACUAUAAAGGCUAGAUUAGUUUCCCCCAAAAUCAUUACUGUCCAAGAUCUUAAAGUGUAAAUGCAUAACGCAUUAACAGCCAUAACACCAGUGUCUUUAAAAGCAUUAAUGAAAUAAUCGACUUAUCAAAUCAUUCGAUCAACCAAGCUGGUGUUAAACACGUAUGAUGCAAGGCAAGGUUCGCUUCCUCUGACCAAAAUCACAAUAUAUGUGUAUUGAAAAAAAUAACUAUGUUGCUGUAUUUGUACUUUGUAUUUUCUUCCUUUUUUUUUUUUCUGGAAAAAGUAUAUCCAAUCAUUACCCAUUAUCAAUACAAUACCUUCCCAAAACAGAUCAAUCAUCCAUCUAGGUUUUCCCCUUUUCAUUUUGGUGAAAUGAAUUUUGUAAGUUUCCUCUGUGUGCAUGAUUUAUUAUUAUUUUUGGAUCGUUAUUUUUUCCAUUCUUCUUAAGGUGAACUGAUAUUUUUCAACUUGUGAUUUAGCACAACAGACCAGAACCGCUGCCCAGGGUUGGACAAAUGUUAUGUUUUGUUGUCUUCCAUGGAUGGGGGACACAAACAGCAAUCUCCUACGUGUAAUUUUACCAAUAAAAAUAGGGGAAGGUA